AUGGUGACUGUUAGAAGUCUUGGCACUAGCUGCAGCAGUGUAUAUGACAUUACCACAAGGGUUCAAGAUGAAAUAGGGAUUUACUGGACAGGGGAAGAAGCCUGUAAUGACAUUAGGAUGAUACAAGAGACUAAACAGACAUUACAAGAUACAUUCAAAAUGAAAGAUCUUGGAGAUCUCAAGUAUUUCAUAGGGAUAGAAUUUGCCAGGUCAAAUAAAGGAUUGAGUGCAGCAAAACCAGCUACUACACCAUUUGAUUCUUUUGUGAAGUUGACUACUAAGAAAUAUGAUGAAGUUAAUAAUAUAGGACAUGAUGACAAGUUACUAGAAGAUCCCAACAUAUAUAGAAGAUUAAUUGGCAAACUCUUGUAUCUUACUGUUACAAGACCAGAUAUUGCAUAUGCAACACAAACUCUGAGUCAGUUUCUUCAUCAGCCAAAACAAUCUCAUUUAAUUGCAACUGUGAAGGUAGUAAGAUAUAUAAAAGGUCAAGCAUGGUGGGGAAUAUUCCUAUCCAGCAAAAGUAGCAAACAUCUAAAUGUUUAUUGUGAUUUAGAUUGGGCUACGUGUCCAUUGACUAGGAGAUCAGUAACUCGAGUCUUGAUAAAGCUUGAAAACUCUCUUAUUUCAUGGAAGACCAAGAAGCAAGGAACUGUCUCUCGAAGCUCAGCAGAAGCUGAGUAUAGAAGUAUGGCAAAUUUUGUAGCAGAGGUUGUAUUGGAUAGUUAG
Messenger RNA from Solanum lycopersicum (tomato), 729 nucleotides. The record is from RefSeq and is a predicted model, not a curated record. NCBI's taxonomy places the organism in Eukaryota, Viridiplantae, Streptophyta, Magnoliopsida, Solanales, Solanaceae.